UCGAAAGUUUCCAAAGUAGGGCAAUUGAUAGAUUGUUAGGCAGUUCAGUUUAAACUUGAUACAUCUUGGUGUGAUAAUCAACGAAAGUUUGGAAUGUAAAAUGGCAUCCAGGAUCUUGGCUGUCCUUUUCCUUUCUUGUAUACAAAAAAGCAUGGUACAGGGCGGAAGCAAAGAACCUGGCGUAACUGUUACAUGCCGUGCCCAUGAGAUGGAAGUCACAUUUGAGAAGAGAAUAUUCACCACACUUGAAGCGAGGAAUAUGUCCUUGGAUGCCCCUGCGUGUUCAGCCUCUGACAGCCCACAGUUUAUUUCCAUAAGCACAGCCCUAAAUGAAUGUGGCACAAAAUUCUACGAAACUGGAGACACCAUCGUGUUCUCCAAUGUUGUUCACAAAGAUGCCGAGCUAGUGAACGGCCAGAUUACACGGGAACAUGAUUUUGAAUUCUCGUUUAAUUGCAGCUAUUCCAAAACGAAGUUUCUCAGCCUGCAAUUUGUCCCCGAGGGAAGGCUUGAUGUUCCCGGUGUAGAGGGAUUCGGUGACUUCAACUUUACAUUCGAUGUCUACACAAGUUCUUCCUAUUCAACGCCCCACUCCGCUUACCCCGUCGAGGUGACACUCAAUGAAUAUAUCUAUCUGGGGUACAGGGUGGAGUCCAGUGCUAACCUUGGGGUGAUGGCUCUUAACUGUUUGGCUACGAAAAGUUCAGUUUAUUAUUCUUCACCGCAAUAUCCCAUUAUACAAGAUGGGUGUGCAAUGGACACGACACUGAGUCACGACUACAACUCCAGCAGAAAUUGGCAAACAUUUGCACUGAGAGCAUUCAGGUUCUUCAAUGACUAUGACUCGUUUUAUAUCCACUGUGAACUGUUAGCCUGUCUUGAGGAGUCUAUAUCAUCUAGGUGCCAACAGGGAUGCGUACCGUCAGCUAAUAGGAAGAAACGAGGACUGGAAGAGGACACAGCCGGUCCAUACAUCAUCAAAAGAGGGCCAAUCAAAAUCGUCCGAGGGAAAAGCCAAAACGAAAAUGGAGACACAGGGAAACAAUCAGCAGCUGUAAUCGGAGGCGCGACAGCCGCUGGCGGAGUUGGUCUGGUUGGAGUCAUAGCUCUGGCUGCUGUUUUUGUCAAAUAUCGCAUUUUACGGCUCAUGACAAACAAAAACAAGGUCAGAGACAUGUACAAUGACACCACCCAAGACGAUGACAUAGUGGAGAGGGAUGCCGAGAGUCAAAACUCUUAGUUCAUACACUGCUACUCAAGUCAGAAGCCGAUAGAAUAUUUCUGACUAUACGUCAUUACCAAGUUUUGAUUUGUGACAACACUAAUCAAUUUGCGCCAAAUUUCUAAUGUGAAGGAAGGUUUAGUACACAGAGUUCGUUUUGUUUUCUUAUCGGCGUCAUUUACGAAGAGAAAUGAGUGUUACCGUAUCAUUGACAUUUUAUCCCGGAAGUGCAUGUUUAGCAUUUAUUCGAGACCAGAUUUUCUUGGCAACCAAUGUGUAUCCAUUAUCUUAAAGAACCUUUAUAAUAACUAAAAUCUAAUAUACUAAGAUAGGAGAAAAGAAGAAGAAGAAGGAAACCCAAAGUUUGCAUGUACGAAACUAGCGUCGAAUUUACAGAAAGCUCGAGAAAUAAAAUAAAGAUUUGAAAAGGUCAUAGAAAAAAAUAAAUUCAAUGAGUCAAUUAGAAAUAGCGGAAUUAUUAAUAGAACCAUGAAAUCACUGGGUUGAUAAAUAAUGCAAAGGUAGUUUUCAUGUUUUCUAUUUCUGUUUGCUACUCUGACUCUGCACUCGGCUUGAAAAUAAGUUUAGAUUGCAUGGGAGAGUGCAUGGUUGUCGAUAUUUAUGAAGACGCUUUCAACGCAAUAGUAGUCAAUUACCAUUUAGUAGGUUUCGUGAUAAAGUCUUGUUUCCAAGACAAUUAGAGAAAUAUCAGGUCACAAGUCAAGUUUGGAACGCUGUUCGGUGUUUAUAAAAAUACUCACUGAAUCAAUAACACAAAGGAAAUCAAUCAUCUUCAAGAAUGCUGCUUGUCAAGACGAAUCAGCUGUGUCCAUUCCGAGACUCGAUGUGGGGUACUCUGAAUACAGUACUGAUCACUCUACAACUUAGCAGCACUGAUCGUGUAACCUCCACUUUCAAGCAUUAUUGAUUAUAUCAGUUUCAGCUUCCUCAAUCACAUAAAAAAGAUUACA
Messenger RNA from Pocillopora verrucosa, 2193 nucleotides. RefSeq names its product ZP domain-containing protein-like. The record is from RefSeq and is a predicted model, not a curated record. Lineage: Eukaryota; Metazoa; Cnidaria; Anthozoa; Scleractinia; Pocilloporidae.